This is a messenger RNA of Ruditapes philippinarum (Manila clam), 621 nucleotides long. RefSeq lists its product as uncharacterized. Lineage: Eukaryota; Metazoa; Mollusca; Bivalvia; Venerida; Veneridae. The transcript is spliced from 3 exons. The coding region runs from base 38 to 544 and encodes 168 amino acids. The record is from RefSeq and is a predicted model, not a curated record.
UUUUAUUUAAUGUAAAACAUAUUUCCAGGUUUUCAAAAUGAAGAUUUUAUUGAUGCUGUCUGCAUGUGUAUUGAUGGUGAAUGCUUGUGGAAAAGGAGGUGACCAUUCUGUUGACGAUGGAGGAUAUCAUUACACGAAUGAUGAUGAAAGACAUUCCCUUUACCCUAGAAUUCGUGGUGACAAAUAUGGUGCCACAUAUACCUACGAGAGGGGUGAUUUGGAAGUUUACGGAGGAGGAAGCAUGAAUUUAGAUAGAGACUGGGAGGCGGAAGUUGGUAUAGAAUACAGGUUUCGCAGAAGUGCCCAGUCGCCCAGGUUUAAUGUUACCCUUCAUGUGGACCCUUGUAGUUUCUUGGCGUAUGACCUCAACAGAAACGGAGAGUUCAGCAAAGACGAACUGAGUGCAAUCUUUGGAAAGGACGAAAAAGCCAACGCUCUGUUUGCAGGCCUUGAUAUGGAUCCAAGUGAUGGUGUUAUAACAGAAGAAGAAUUUCUGGCGAUUGGACCACUUAUCAUAGCAGACUGUUUUAAUAAUGAAAAGUAAUGCAUUGUAAUGCAAAUGGGUCCGUGAAAUGCAAUGUAUAACAUGAAGAUUACACCAAUAAACUCGUAUAAGACACA